Molecule: messenger RNA, 1260 nt
Organism: Solea solea (common sole)
Lineage: Eukaryota; Metazoa; Chordata; Actinopteri; Pleuronectiformes; Soleidae
Product: indoleamine 2,3-dioxygenase 2-like
Exons: 10
Coding region: 39-1256 (405 amino acids)
Biological process (GO): 'de novo' NAD+ biosynthetic process from L-tryptophan
Cellular component (GO): cytoplasm
Molecular function (GO): indoleamine 2,3-dioxygenase activity; heme binding; L-tryptophan 2,3-dioxygenase activity
Source: RefSeq, a predicted model, not a curated record
UCACUAUUACUGCUGCAGUAGAUCACCGGGCGGAACAUAUGGAGACUAUCAACAUAGAAACACUGCAGGCUGACUUUGAUGCAUUCAACAUUUCCGAGGAGUUUGGUUUUGUCCUUGAGGAGCCACUGACUACACUUCCAGACUAUUAUCAGAUAUGGAUGUACCUGGCGAACAACUUAACACAUCUGAUAGAGUCCCGUAAACUGCGGGAGCUUGUUGAUAAGAUGUCCGUAUUGAGUCUCCACCUCUUAUCCACUCAUAAGGAGCUCAGGCUUGCUCACCUCGCACUGGGUUUCAUCAGCUCAGGCUAUGUAUGGCAGGAAGGACAACAAGCACCUGCUCAGACUCUCCCCAAAGCCCUGGCCUUGCCCUUCUGGCUGGUAUCUCGCAGGCUUGGACUUCCAGCCAUCUUAACUUAUGCAGAUGUAAUAUUAGCCAACUGGAAAUUGAAGGAUCCCACGGGGGACAUUGACAUUAGCAAUGUGGAUUUGCUAUUUUCCUUUCCUGGUGGUGAUACAGCCCGGGGAUUUUUUAUUGUGUCACUGUUGGUGGAGAUGGCUGCUAGUUCAGGCCUAAAGGGGGCUCUGAUGGUGAUGCAUGCCUUGAAAACCUCUGACCUCAUUGGCAUACAGAGAGGUCUCAUCACAGCAACUCAGUCUUUGAAGAAGAUGAAGGAAGUUUUCCAGCUCAUGCACAACCACGUGGACGCAAUUGAGUUUUUUGGAACAUUAAGAGUUUUUCUCUUUGGAUGGCGAGACAACCCACUGCUUCCAAAUGGGCUGCUGUAUGAAGGUGUCAGUGAUGAGCCGGUUUCUUUAGCAGGAUCAAGUGCAGGACAGAGUUCGGCUGUUCAAUGCUUUGAUGCUUUGCUGUGCAUCCAGCACGACGAUGAGUCAGGAGCCUUCAUGGCACACAUGAGGGACUACAUGCCGCCUGCCCACUGUCAAUUAAUAGAGAGGCUCUCUGCUCUUCCGUCUCUGCGGGACUUCAUCUUCUGCUGUUCCAGCUCGGAUCUCUGCCAGGCCUACAACGCCUGUGUCUCAGCAUUGGUGGAACUACGGAGCUACCACCUCAAUACUGUGACCAAGUAUGUCAUUGUUCCCAGUAACCGGGCCCACGCGAUGGGCUGCCCACUCAGCGGUGUUGCUACUGUGAAGACUGGGACUUCUGGAACCAGCUUAAUCAGCUUCCUCAAGAGCGUUCGUAACGCUACAAAAAAAGCACUCAUCUUAGAGACACUGUCUGUGUCAAACUAAAUUA